This is a messenger RNA of Hyalella azteca, 3058 nucleotides long. RefSeq lists its product as uncharacterized. Gene Ontology annotation, molecular function: nuclear receptor activity; protein binding; transcription cis-regulatory region binding. Gene Ontology annotation, biological process: regulation of transcription by RNA polymerase II. The coding region runs from base 66 to 1907 and encodes 613 amino acids. The transcript has 7 exons. NCBI's taxonomy places the organism in Eukaryota, Metazoa, Arthropoda, Malacostraca, Amphipoda, Hyalellidae. The record is from RefSeq and is a predicted model, not a curated record. Gene Ontology annotation, cellular component: aryl hydrocarbon receptor complex; nucleus.
UCGUACACCAGAGCGUGUACGAGCUGGUACAUUCAGAGGACCGGGAAGAGUUGCAGCGACAGCUCAUGUGGAACUCCCAACUGCCCGCGGACCAGGCGAACGCCACCCUGCAGGACAUCUUGCGCGGCGACCAACAGGCGCUCGAGAGGAACUUCACCGUCAGGUUCCGCUGCCUCCUCGACAACACCUCCGGCUUCUUGCGUCUGGACAUCCGUGGUCGCGUGAAGGUGCUGGUGGGGCAGAACCGCAAGACCGAGGAGGGGGCCCCGCUGGCCCUCUUCGCCGUGUGCACGCCCUUCGGCCCUCCCUCGCUGCUCGAGCUCCCACAGAAAGAAGUCAUGUACAAGUCCAAGCACAAGCUCGACCUCAGCCUCGUCUCCAUGGACCAGAGAGGCAAGCUGUUGCUGGGCUACAGUGACCUGGAGCUCGCCAACAAGGGCGGCUAUGACCUCGUCCACUACGAUGACCUCGCCUACGUCGCCUGUGCGCACCAGGAACUUCUGAAGACAGGAGCGUCAGGGAUGAUCGCCUACAGACUGCUGACGCGGGAUGGCUCCUGGCAGUGGCUGCAGACGUCGUCGCGCCUCGUCUACAAGAACAGCAAACCUGACUUCAUUAUCUGUACACACCGUCCUCUUAUGGAGGAGGAAGGGAGAGAUCUCCUGGGCAAGCGCACAAUGGACUUCAAAGUCUCGUACCUGGACCCCGGACUGACGCAGUCAUACCUCUGUGACAGCGAGCUCCCCCAACUGAUGUCCCGCCGCUAUAAAACUCAUCUCCGAGAUUUCCUCUCAACGUGCCGGUCAAAGCGCUCCUACAACAACAUCGCAGACCCGACGUACAAUAACUACAGUAACGUCUACAGUCCAUCUUCCUAUGCGGCCGACAAUACUGCUGCAAGUUUGUACGUCAAUCCACAAAACCUAAGCAACCUGCCUUCUUUAUACCCCACGUCGUACAUCCCUACAGAUAAUUUGUUCCACUACCGACAACUCGGGUCUUACUACCCCGACUACAUGACUACCCACAGCUACGUCAGCAAUGGCUACAUGGACCCCACUAGACCAUGUCUGGGUUACGAUACUUCAGGAUUAUCAAAAACUACCACAACCGAACAGAAAUUUUACUGUCCCUCGCAGCUGGAAGCUUCGAAGUAUGCUAGUCAGUACUACACGGCAAACUCGGUGCUCCCGCCCCUGGACCACAAGUACGAUUUACGGGCGAGUUCUGUGGAAUUCCGGAGGGAACACACGCCUCUUUUGGCACCCCCGUCACCCGCUAGCACGGCUCCCCCACCGAGUGUUCCACCUCCUACGACUCCUUUGACUCCGGUCACUGAUGGCGGGGGAAUAAAAGAUAUAGGAUAUUCUAACGGUACCCGCCAGACAGUCCUCAUGUGGGGAUCUGCAGAGUCCACCGCUCCGCUUCUGCCGACUCCAGAUUACGACGUUGCGAGCUCCACCAUCAAAAAAUACAGUGACAGUCCCAGCAGCAAUGCCAGCAAUGGUAGCAAUGGUGUUGCCAACAACCAGCCGUGCCCUUACACGAGCAGCAAUAGUACUUCCAGUGCUGGUAACCACCACAGCACCGUUGCAGGAGUUCAGGAGGUGAUACCAGGUGCUGCUUGCAAGUGGGGACCUCUUACUGCAGGUUCUAACGGGGCACGCAGCAGCAGCAAUGGAGGCUCUCCCCAUGAGGGAGCUUCACCCCCCGGCAAUACUGGGGUCACGGGGGGUAAGGGGGGAUACUACACUACUGAGACGGGGGAACUUUGGCCCCCACAUCAGUACUAUCAUCACCCAUAUCAUCACGCUUACCCCAGCGCACAACCUUCAGAUGAACAUCUAGAAGACGACGCCCAUGCUUCGUCCUUGCCGCCUACUCCCGUGGCUGCCGCCAUCACGUGAACUCCAUGCCCUCAUCACGCCAUUUUUAUUCUAUUUGUAAACACUUUUAUUUAAAAUCUUACUUCUGGACUCUUCGAAAAUGUACCGUCAUAUCCCCUUUCAAAUGAGACGAGUUUAUCCCAAGAAUUAACUACACGUGUGUACAGAUUCCAGCAUCCCCUUGACCCGUAUACCAAUCUAGUUCACUUAAUUCUCUACUAUCGAAGAAUAUUUCGAAUUAUGCAUGAUCAAAGUGUUGCAUUCUUUCUUCGAGAUGUUUACUUCUGAGACAUUUAGCUCUCUUUUGCCGGUGAAUUCCAAGUUCAUUUACCUCUCCUUUCCAGUUACUGCUCCCUCUUGGCCCAGCUUCCUCUCCCAGCUACCUCUUCCUCUUGGUCCAACUUCCUCCUCUUCCACUUGGUCCAACUUCCUCUCCCUCCUAGCUGCCUCAUCCACUUGGUCCAGCUUCCUCUCCCUCCUAGCUACCUCUUCCACUUGGUCCAACUUCCUCUCCCUCCUAGCUACCUCUUCCACUUGGUCCAGCUUCCUCUUCCUCCCAGCUACCUCUUCCUCUUGGUCCAGCUUCCUCCCCCUCCAAGUUUCCUGUGCCUCUUUGUCCAGCUUCCUCUCUCUCCCAGUUACCUCUCCUUCUUGGUCCAGCUUCCUCUCUAUCCCAGCUACCUCUUCCUCUUUGUCCAGCUUCCUUCCUCUCCGUUUCCUGCCCCUUCUAUUAUCCGACAUCAGCUAAUGCAAAAGAAAAUCAAAUUGAAUCUAUUAUAAAAUUGUUUAAAAUAUGAAGCAGUUCAGAUGCCUAAAUAAGGUCUAAUGAAAGUUAACCUGGCCCCUUAUGAACAAUUAUCUAUGUUUUCGACAAUAAGCACCCAACAAAAAGGCUUUAAAAAUCCAUAGUUAAGAGUUUCAUUAGCUAGUUAUAAUUCAUGAAUGAAGCCAUUCGUCCUUCUAUAAGUAGAGCAUCAGUUACUUAAUUUGCUAAAGCUAUUAACUAAUUUUGUUAAAAAUUCAUUGUAAAAAGAGCGCCCUAUCAAACUGUAGCAAAUACGAAUAACAUUUAGCGACAUUAGCCUUACGUGGACAAGUUAUUUUCUUCUAAUGCUGAGUUCUCUGCCGUACAGAUUAGAAUUUUUUGUGUAAGUUGUUUCUAAGCAGGAAUU